CAUCCAUCUCACUUUCAAAAAGGCAGGCCGUCGGCGCAGUGGAAUGUAUGUCUGUGGUCUGUCUGUCCGCAUCUCCGUCGCUCGUAGGAAGGAUCCAUGCCAUGCAUCCAUCCGCCAGCGACGCACAGGAAUAUAAAGGGGCAUGAAGUGAAGGAUACAGACGCACGGACAGGCAGCGGGUGUUUCCUCUAGAUGAAGGUGGAUGGCACUUGCUUCCACACAGCUGGCUAUCUCAGCUCUCUCUCUCUCUCCCGUACACAGAUCACAUCCUACGGUCGUAUGGUACACACACACACACACGCCUUCGCGCAGAGACUACAAACGCUCCUCAGUGUCUAUCUAGCUACGGGCGGCGCACACGCGCACACAGACAGACCUGCUCCUCCCUCCCCUCCCUCCCUCCCUCCCUCCCUCCUCAUGUCUGUACACCCAGCCCAGCCGCCCACCAUAUGAAUGGAUGGAUGGAUCAGUCCAUCACCUGUGGCAGCAUGCCGCCAGUCGGUUGGCCAUCGGCCGCCCACUGUCCCGCCCUAGCACGAUGUUCUCCUGCGCCUUCUGGUGCUGCUGCUGCGUCGCCACCAGCCGCUGGAUGAUGUCCCGUGCGAGUGUGACGAAUGCCUCGGCGACCCCCUGGCCGCUCUUGGCGCUGGUCUCGAUGAAGGGCACGCCGUACUCGUCUGCGAGGUCGCGGGCCCGCUCAGAGCUGACGAUGUUCUCGAGGUCGGCCUUGUUGCCCACCAGGAUCUUGUUGACGUUCUCGGCCGCGUGGGCGUCGAUCUGACGCAUCCAGUUCCGGAUGUCUGCAGACACAUGUCAUGGAUGGAUGGAUGGAUUGUCUGUGUGUGUGGCGGGAGAGCUUUCUCACUUUGAAAUGAUUCGGGUGAAGUGACGUCAUAGACUAAGAGGAUGCCCAUGGCGCUGCGAUAAUAUGCUGGACGAAAGAAGAAACAUCCAUACCACACACAACCAAGGAUCUGUCGUCAUUCGUCCAUCCCUGUGUGGCACCUGACUCUCACUCACUGACCUUGAGUGAUGGUACGAAACCGCUCCUGACCCGCUGCAAUACACACAACGAACAACACACACACACACACACACACUCACCGAUUGAUGUGCUGAGCACCACUCUCCGCCUGCCUCGAUGUGGCUUACUUACCGGUGUCCCAUAUCUGCAGCUUGACCCGUUUCCCAUCGAUGUCGAUGGUUUUGAUCUUGAAGUCGAUGCCGAUGGUCGUGAUGUGCGAGGGAGUGAACUGGUCGUCGGAGAAACGAAACAACAGACAACUCUUGCCCACGCCGCUGUCACCUAUCAGCAGCAACUUGAUCAGGUAAUCUGAUUGUGGAUACAUGGCAUCAAACACAAACAAACAACCAAAAAGCACAAGUGAACGAAGAGGCGCUGUGCCUGAUGGCUGGCGCACCGUAUUGCGGCUGCACAGGCAUAGCGAGUGGCGCAAAUCAGCCAGCCCCUCUCUCUCCCGGGGGCGCGGGUGACAAAUGGCUGGUGACACCUGAUCUUGAUAUCAGCACGUCCCUCUCAUGCAACACGCGGACACUCUCACAGAGAAGCACUGCGUUGCG
Molecule: messenger RNA, 1581 nt
Organism: Vitrella brassicaformis
Lineage: Eukaryota; Vitrellaceae
Source: the annotation of a GenBank genome assembly